GAGGCGGGCGCGGGGAAGGGAGGGGGGGGGAGAGAAGGGAGAGAAACGUCUUCUCCUCAGCGGUGGGCGCCGGGCCGGGUUAGGCCGUACUGCAUCGCAGCCUCUCGCCUUGCUUCGUCCAGGCCUCGUAAAGCUCAGCCCAGCCCCGCCAUGAGCUGCCGGCAACCGCUGCCGAGCGAACGGGGAGCGAGACAGAGGAAGAGGAGACGGAAUGGCAAUGAAGAUGAUGGUCAUGUUCCCCAGACAAAACGUAGUACCAGGAAUACUGUCCUUCAGGACUCCUGGGACACUGAGGUUAAACACCUCUUCGUUUGUAGAGUAGUUAAUGGCUAAACGAGCUUGGCGGGAGGAGGAAGAAUUUAGUGUGGAACAAGGGAUUGAAGUAGGAGUAAUGAAAUUAAGAAUAUCAGGAAAAACCUUAAUGAAGGUGGCUGUAACGAAAAACAGUAAGGAACACAGACUAAAAGGAAACAAAGUGUCCUGUGCGUCCUCCAGCAGCGAUAGCGGCAGCAGCAGCAGCAGCAGCUGUAGUAGCAGUAGCAUCAACAGCCCUGACAGAGCGUGCGGUGCAGAAACCAGCCUAAACCCGAUAAUUGCAGGAUCCAGUCCUGUCUCCUCUCAGUCCUUCCAUGAGCAGUCUGCACUAAGCCAAGGUCCUUACUUCCACAUCAACCAGAUCCUGAAGGAGGCACACUUUCACAGCUUACAGAGCCGGGGACGCCUUCCUACAUGAUGAACCAGCAGUUCCCUGCCUUCUGUGAAGGGACAGCACUGUGUAGAUUUGAUAUUUCAACUUAAAAGUUUGUUAAAAUGGAAUUGCACAAAACGCCUGUUGCCUUUUCAGUCUAUAUUUGAAAUAACAGGUUAACAGGAAAUUGUUUACUUGUGGUUUGCUGCACUAUUGCAAUGCAAAAGGGGCUUUGAAGCAAUUUUUAUAGGAUUCUUUUUGGGGUGGUUAUAAAGUACGUGUCAAGAGGAGACUGAGGAAUCCACAUCUGUGUUAUAGGAUUGCAAAAUGUCCAAUUCCAAUCAACUGCCUAAUCUGUUUGUUAGCAAUUUGUUGCUUUAUGUAAAGUUCUCAAAACGUUCAUCUUCAGUUUUAUAAGUCUUUUUUAAUUUCAAUAAACUAGUAAAAAAUUUA
Molecule: messenger RNA, 1141 nt
Organism: Harpia harpyja (harpy eagle)
Lineage: Eukaryota; Metazoa; Chordata; Aves; Accipitriformes; Accipitridae
Gene: VCF1
Product: family with sequence similarity 104 member A
Exons: 5
Coding region: 326-733 (135 amino acids)
Source: RefSeq, a predicted model, not a curated record